This is a messenger RNA of Parnassius mnemosyne (clouded apollo), 1239 nucleotides long. Lineage: Eukaryota; Metazoa; Arthropoda; Insecta; Lepidoptera; Papilionidae. The record is from the annotation of a GenBank genome assembly.
AUGGAGGUGAAAAAGCAAGAAAAACCUGGAAGCUUGUCGCCGAAUAAACCAGCGUCAAAAAGAGAGAGCGACGAUGACAAAUGUUCCAGGUCAAACAGUAAGUCUGAAAAGGAACUCAAAUUACCACCUGAAAAGUCACCAAGCGAAGAUGGGAGCGUAAAAAGAGAAAGGCGUGCAUCAAAGGCCAGUGAUAGUUCAAAGGAUACAUUUGAAAGGCAGGAUUCAAAAACGAUAUCCUUGUCAAGUCCAAAAGUAUCUCGAAAAUAUUUCACUAAUUGGAAGCAAGCCUGUGACAAAACUAAAGAUAAAACCAAGGAACUACUCAAACGAUGGAGAACAUUACCAGAGGCUGAAGGAUCGGAGGGACACAUGCAAGAAGCUGGUCACAGUGAAGAGGAAAAACAUCACGGAUGGAGUGUACAUGUUUGGACAACGUGGGUAAACCGAUGCAGUGAAGACCUAGGAUGCCUAGAUCUGGAGGAUGAACAACCGUUGGCCCAAUUAAGUUCAGUACAAACUGAUAAGAUGACACUCUUUUUCACUGAGCUUCUAGACCAUGAUCGUGACGAUGUCAUUUGUGACCAGGACUUUGAUAAUUUUUUUGAGAAGCUCGCGCAUUUCGCCGAUUGGUCAAAUAACUCAUCCGAAUUCCACAUUCUGUUGGAGGUGAAGCAAGAAUUUAUCGAAUAUUUCAUCAGCCCGUUACCUACAAAGUGGGGUGAACUGCCGUAUUAUAAAAGAGUAUGCGGACCCGAAGCUGGUGGAAUACCUGGCAGAACUACAUUAGAAGGCUGGCUGGCACGGUGGGCGCUACACCUCAGCGAAAUGAAGAGAUUUACUGACCUGCCUUUGUAUUUGCAAUACCUUUGCAAAAUUUUGUUUCACGUCGUAGACAGAACUAGUACGGGUGAAAUUACAAAACCGGCACUUGCAGCUUUCUAUCGUUCAGUAAUUGGAUUAACAGCAACUCGAGUAGACGAGAUCAUUGACACUGCAUAUGACCGUAUGACUAGCAACGGCUAUCUUAUUUUAGACUACGGUACAUACGUUCACUGCUUUACUAACUGGCUGAUGGGGAAGAAUCCAAACGGCCCAGGUCAAUGGGUUUUGGUACCACCGAAGGACUCUCUACCACAACCUCCGUUCCCUGUAGAUUACAGCGCGCUGAACACAGAACCUGCUAAGUUAGAACCCUACGUACCAGACAAGAAAACAAACAGGCAUUCUGUUAUAGUUUAA